AUGGACGCUGAGGACGAUGGGCCGAAACGAGAAAAGAAAAGGACGAGGACGAUGACGACGACACAGGCGGCGAAGACAAAGGCGGUGACGGUGAAAGUCGAGCCGCGUGCGAUGAAACCGAGCGAUGACGUACCGAGCACGACGGCCAAGAAGCCGAAGACGACAAAGGCGAAAGCGGAGCUCGCAAAGGCUCAACCGUCUGGGAAGUCGUCUGCGACGAGUAGUAAUAAGAAAGGACCGAAUACGAUCGCCAAGACGACGAAAGGAAAGACGACGAAAAAGAUGGAAAAGAGCGGCGUGGCGCUUCCUGAUGACGUGUGGGGCGCGAUCGCGCAGUUUGUGUGCGAAGAUGUGGAUGAAGAUAAGUUGUAUUCGACCCAUCGAAAAACAGGUGAGAAAGUUGACAAACGAAAGGUUGUCUACAAGCGACGACUUGAUACGUUGUUUGCGAUGCGAGGGACAAAUAAGCAGUUAUGUCGAGUGAUGAGUAGCGAUUUCGGGGAGGAGAUCUUUCAACUUGCGUUUGAAAACUUUUGCGAAGUGUCGGACGCGACGCACGGCAUCGACAACGCGCCGCCGACAAUGUUGUGGAGACACAAAGCGUUUUUCCUCACUGGGCUUGGCUGUCAAUCGUGUGAUGCUCAUCCGACGACGCGUAAACCGAAUUGGGUUUUUGGCGUGCGUAUGUGCAAAGAUUGUCUUCAAAAGCACACGGUGAUUCAUCAAGAGCUCGAGGACGAAUCAUGGACCAAAUCGGCGACGUAUGAAGAACUCACAAAAGGUUUGCCACACGAUGAAGUUCAAGGUUGGAGCCAAUUCUACAGAUCGCCGUAUACGAUGAUUCGAUUCUGGAAGCAAUCGGUGACGAAUCGCAAGGCGCUUUUAAGCCGUGCAAAAACUCCGAGCGAGCGAGAGCGAAUUUGCGCCCCGCCCGCGCCGAAGCAGGAUAAGCAGUUGCUCGAGAAAAAGGCGCGUGAGAAACGUACGGAAGCAUUGAAGGCUGAGUUAGAUCUUAUCGGAUGCGAACUACGCGCUGAUUCUAAGCUCAGUGAAUUAUUCAUUGAAGGAUUUCCCAAGAGCCUUCGCUUACGCAAGAAAUGGACGGCGAAAAACGUCGCAAAGCGCAUGGCUCAAAUGAAAUAUCUCCACGAAUACUGUCGCGAGUUUCAAGAGACGAUUCAAGACUGGCGCGAGGAAAUUAACGAUAUGUUUGAUGUUUAUGGUCACGGCUAUGGAAAUUACACGUAUGAAGUCACGGGAUUUCACAGAUUUGGAGCCGCUGUUCGAGACUUGGCCGAUACUUGGACUCGUUUCCCAAAACAGUGGCCUUGGCUCAUUCAACCUACGACGUGA
Molecule: messenger RNA, 1353 nt
Organism: Ostreococcus tauri
Lineage: Eukaryota; Viridiplantae; Chlorophyta; Mamiellophyceae; Mamiellales; Bathycoccaceae
Product: unnamed product
Exons: 1
Coding region: 1-1353 (450 amino acids)
Source: RefSeq, a predicted model, not a curated record